This is a messenger RNA of Symbiodinium sp. CCMP2456, 480 nucleotides long. The record is from the annotation of a GenBank genome assembly. NCBI's taxonomy places the organism in Eukaryota, Dinophyceae, Suessiales, Symbiodiniaceae.
GACGUGGCACAAGCCGCCCGCUUCAAGUUCAGCGAGUUCAACAGCCAGGACCUGGCCGAGGUGGCGGCGGCCUUCGCGAAGAUGCGGAUGCCCAGCGACAUCUUCGGAUCUGUACUGGACUUGCGCAUGGACUCGGAGUCCAUGCUGCCGAAUCGCGACCUUUGCUUCCUUCUCUGGGCGGCUGCUCGCGUGCCUGGCUGGGGGCAGCGCAGGUUCACGGCCCUGGCGGUGGCAAGCAUCGCAGUCCAGGACACGGCGAAGAUCUCGACUCAGGAUCUUUGCACUGUCGUGCAGUCCCUCGUGAAGCUCCCGGAGCUCCCGGGUGCUCUCGACCUGGCGAGCAGCCUCUGCGAGGUUGGCCUGAGCCGGCCUCUCUUGGAGAAGGACCGCCGCUGUCUUCUGCGCGCCCUGCAACAGCACAUCCCCGAGGAGGAUGCCGCCGCCUUUCGUCUUCCACCGGGUCUCCAGUUUCAAGCACAG